UGUUGUAUUUUGUUAUCAAACAUUUCAGUAGUGUCAUUGUGAAUGGGAAGAUUAUGGUAUUAUAUUUUGUUGAUUUACUUCAUUAAUGGAAUUUAGUACAAUUCCAUUAACCAAAAUUUUUAUAUAAUCUGAAGUCCAAAUAAAGUUAAGAACUCCUUUGAAUAUUCGAUUUAUCAUUUAUGAGUUUAUCAGAAAAACUUAUUCAAAAUGAAGUUCCAGAUUUCCUUGGGGAGGAACUUCUAUUUUGUGAUAAAUUAUGGAUCAACCGUAAGCGAAACUUAGUAGUUCUGGCGCGCAAUUUGAAAUGCUACCAAUUCUACCAAAAACAAGUUGUCGCCAGUAUAGAUUUGUCGGAAACUUAUUUAAAAAAUGUUGCUCAAAACUUGCGUGACUAUAAAGGUCCAAAAAGUAAAUGGUUUAAAUUUGUUAACAUUCGCAACGAAGAGUCACUUGGUAGCAUAAUGGAGCUAAAGUCCUUAUCGGAAACCUCCGACCAGCAGACCUCGAUAUUUGGCGAGGAGCACAUUACAACUGAUCUUAAAAUAUCAUUUGGAAAGUUUGUUUAUAGAAAUUUUGAAAUUUAUAAAUUAUAUUUAUUAAUACACCUUUGGGAUAAAUUGCUGGCUAUUGCCUUGCCCGAUUUCGUUCUUGUCAAGCAGUUCGAAAGUGUUGAUAAGCAUCGUAUUAUACAUGGUAAAGAAAAAUUCGAUGCUAUAUUAGAAAUAAAAUUUGAAAAUGGGGACAUGAUAUAUACAAAUUUUCAAGAAUAUGCAAAUGUAAAUCGCUCUUCUCUUAGCAACGGAGGUAACGAUAGAAAAAAUAUAAAGCAGCUCAUGGAGCGAGUAAGAUGUGCCAAAGCAGAACUACAAUUGUAUAAAUCAACUACACAAAAAGAAUUUGACACCUUGCGUGAUUUGCAAAGAUUUGGUUGUAACUUCAUUCGUAGUGAUCAGUUAGAAGAAAAACCAAUGAUUGCCAAAUGUGGUGACAUUUGGUUAAGGAUUGUUACGAGCAAUAUAAUUGUUCUUGGUGUACCACUGGUCAACAAUUGCUCCAUAAAUAGCCUAAUAAUAACCAAAAACCUCAAACCGAUUUUUAAGAUGAAGGAUACCCGUGUAGAUAGUAUUAUAUAUAAAUACCGUAUAUACCAAUUGAAACAAAAAUUUGAAAAUUUAGAAAGUUUGGAAACUUUUUUUCAAACCGAAGAUGAGGAAUUACAAUCAACACCAACAAUUUGGUCGAAAUGUGAAUUGAAUCGGGUGUUGCCCUCAUCUUUUGCUGUGCUUUUGAUUGCCAUACAAGCUUCUCAAUUUCUUUUACUGGAGGAGUGUCCUUUGCUAUUAUAUUUUGAAGUCGAAAAAGAGCCUUUAAAUAAAAUGAAUCAACAUAUGAAAGCAAAAAUUUAUGAACAACAUCUCUUCUUGAAGAACUUAAAUAUAUCCAACAUAACUAUGAACAGACAAAAGUACAAGCUUUCUUUUGAGACUUCAACUUUUCAUCAGGACUUUUUGGCUACUGCAAUGAUUAACAAAGAUUCCACACUACGUAUCCAAUUCGAAUCAAUGAAAGAUGUUUUUUUAUUUGAGCAAUUAAUGGCUAAGAAGCUCGACUUUGAUAUUAUCAAGAGAAACACAAUUUUUAAUGAAUGUGCAAGAAGUGAUGAUAAUCCCCAUGAAAGCAGAGGAGCUGAAGAUUUAUUCAACAAAAAACACUUUAUUUCGUGUAUAUAUUUUAAUAAGGUUUGCACGUCGUUAUGGUUUGGAUCGAUGGCUUUACAAAUAUCACAAACAGGUGAAAGUGAAGAAUAUAAUCAAACAUGGAAACUUUAUUUACACAAUAACGAAAAUGCUUUUAAUUGUAUGCAGAUAUUACUAAAUGAGCUUACUAUGCUUAAUUGCAACAUAAAGAAUAUAGAAUAUUUUAAUGAAAAAAAGGAAACAAGUGAUGAAAAUUUUCUUAAUAUUAAAAAUGAAAUUGUCAAUGAAUUGGAUGUAUUGAGGCAGAUAAAUGAAUGUCUUGAUGGUGACAGAAAGAAAAUAAUUUUCGGCGAAUUGUUAAAAAAUCAAGUACGUUCAGAUUUUUUAAUGAAUGCUUGAGGCAGUUAGAUACAAAAAUUUUACAAAUAAGUAGAAUAAAAAGUUGAACUAAUCUUUACUACGAAAUAUAAAUCUUAAACACUGUACACUUUCAAUUUUUAUAAAACUGAAUGAUAUUAAUAUAAUUGCAUGGAAGUUCAUACUUUUCAUUUAUAUAAAAAAAAUAUAAAAUUAUUCUUAUUUUUUUAAUCUCAGAAAAUUAUUUAUUAUAUGUAUAUUCAAUUGAAAUUUUGCUAAAUAUGUUUUAGCAGUACCAGUUUUAAAUAAAUAAUCUUAUGAUUAUGGCUUAAGAAUACACGCUUAUUGAACUUAUUGUAUGAACUCGAUAUAUCAAAUGCCGUUUUACUACCCAAGUUACAGAGUAUUCAAUGACAAUUCAGGUCUUAAAAAAUAUACAUACAAAUAUAUUUUCAUGGCAAACAAAUUAUUUCAAAAAGAAAUAUAAAUAUAUAUAUUCAAAUAUCAAUUAACAAAUAAUAAUUACAUACAAUGUAGUUUUAUGUAAACUAUACCUAUGUAUAAGUUUAGCAAAAUAAGUUAAGAAUAAACAAAUUAUAGAGCAUUUAAUGACCGUGAUGGUUGUUUUAAGUAUUUUUUUUUUGUUUCUUCGUUACUUAAGUAACGAUAUUUAUAAUAAUUAUAAUUAUUCCUAGAAAUUUUAAGAACAACAGGUAGAAAUGAAAAUUCCAUAGAUCAAAUAAAAAGUUAAAAAAAGUACACCAAAAGUA
Molecule: messenger RNA, 2824 nt
Organism: Bactrocera oleae (olive fruit fly)
Lineage: Eukaryota; Metazoa; Arthropoda; Insecta; Diptera; Tephritidae
Source: RefSeq, a predicted model, not a curated record